This is a messenger RNA of Oncorhynchus tshawytscha (Chinook salmon), 1876 nucleotides long. RefSeq names its product solute carrier family 35 member E3 (gene slc35e3). Gene Ontology annotation, molecular function: antiporter activity; nucleotide-sugar transmembrane transporter activity. Gene Ontology annotation, cellular component: Golgi apparatus. NCBI's taxonomy places the organism in Eukaryota, Metazoa, Chordata, Actinopteri, Salmoniformes, Salmonidae. The transcript has 5 exons. The coding region runs from base 451 to 1392 and encodes 313 amino acids. The record is from RefSeq and is a predicted model, not a curated record.
GGUUUAGGUAAUCGCCUUCGCCGACUUAUCCAAGUGUCCAUGUGUAGGCGCUGUAGGCCACUGUGACGUGGAGGGUUCUCUUCGCAGAACACGGAAGUAAAGGUCGCAUUAUGACGUCACCGCUCCCGUUAAGUUUUGCAACCAGGCUCUUUUUUUUUCCUGUAUGAUCCACAUGCGAUGGUAUGAAAGUUGUACAACGCUAACUGUACAUGCAGGACUGACAUACUCUAGAAUGUAAUGCCACUGUAUAGGCCCUGUACAUUUUUACGAAAGGGGAUGUAUGCCCGAUCAGUCGGUAGUGUCGAAGCCUGGAGAGACCUCCGCAACUUUUCCUGAUGUGUGGCAGAGGGUAGACAUUUUUUUUUGGUUUACAUUAGCUACCUAGCUUCAUACUAUACAGUACUACUGAAACCUGUAUGUAGAUUUUACAGGACAGUUCUCAAGACGACCAUGGCUAACCGACUGUCAGACCUUUUCUCGAACAGCCGUCUCGUCAUUGGAUUAUUGGCCAAUUUGCUAUCAUCGAUAUGCAUCGUUUUCAUCAACAAAUGGAUCUAUGUUCACUAUGGCUUUCCAAACAUGACUCUAACUCUGAUUCAUUUCGUUGUGACAUGGCUUGGACUAUGGGUAUGCCAGAAGAUGGACAUAUUUGCGCCAAAGAGUCUCCAACCCACCAAAAUGAUCUGGCUCGCUCUAAGUUUCUGUGGCUUCGUGGCUUUCACCAAUCUGUCUUUACAAAACAACACCAUCGGUACCUACCAGCUGGCCAAAGCGAUGACAACUCCUGUGAUCAUUGUCAUACAGACAAUGUACUACAAGAAGACAUUCUCCACCAAGAUCAAGUUGACUUUGGUGCCCAUAACGUUAGGUGUGAUCCUCAACUCCUACUAUGAUGUGAGAUUCAACCUCCUGGGGAUGGUCUUUGCCACACUAGGAGUGUUCGUCACCUCCCUCUAUCAGGUGUGGGUAGGUGUGAAACAGCAUGAGCUCCAGGUUAACUCCAUGCAGCUACUCUACUACCAGGCCCCCAUGUCCUCUGCCUUCCUCCUCUCCCUCGUGCCCUUCUUCGAACCUCUCUCUGGGGAGGGGGGCAUCUUCGGACCCUGGUCUUUCCCAGCACUGGCCAUGGUGAUGCUAUCUGGCCUCAUAGCCUUCCUAGUCAACCUGUCAAUCUACUGGAUCAUAGGGAACACCUCUGCUGUCACCUACAACAUGUUUGGCCACUUCAAGUUCUGCAUCACCUUGUUGGGGGGCUAUGUUCUCUUCCAGGACCCCCUGUCUCUAAACCAGGGCCUGGGUAUCCUCUGUACACUCACUGGCAUCCUCUCUUACACCUACUUCAAGCUGGCAGAGCAGGAGGAGGGCAAAAGCAAGCUGGUCCAGAGGCCAUGAUAGGCCCACCGGAGUGCCAAUCCAUAGAGGCUGCUACUCUCAUUGGUUGCUCGACAACUCACUGGUUCCCUAGGACUGUUUGGCGGAAGGGCCAGGUUGGAAUCAUAGAACUAGAGGUUGGAAUCAUAGAACUAGAAUUCUAUAGUUGGAAUGUGAUUGUUGAGUGAAAGGGGAACUGGCCAAACAGUGAGAUAAAGGGAGAUAGUUCUGGCAGGGAACACUAAUGAUGAGGCUGAUAAUACACUGUUAAAGGAGUGGAAUGUAUACUGUAUUGGAAGAUGUGGGAGCUCAGCAAGCCUAGUAUUAACAUAGUUUUUGCAUUACUCAAGAUGCUGUCUCAUAUUCCAGUAUUUUUGCCGGUACGAUUAAAGAGAGGACAACUUGCUCUUAACAAUGUCCAAAUUAUGAAGAUACUUUUGCAUUAUUGAAUGAUUCUUAUUUUUUUUUCAUACUGUGAUCUUCAAUAAAUUGUAUUUUAUUGAUA